This is a messenger RNA of Drepanopeziza brunnea f. sp. 'multigermtubi' MB_m1, 564 nucleotides long. The record is from RefSeq and is a predicted model, not a curated record. Lineage: Eukaryota; Fungi; Ascomycota; Leotiomycetes; Helotiales; Drepanopezizaceae.
AUGCGGACUCCGCAGACGAGGGUAUCUGAGAUGCCAUGCCUAGCCCCCGCACUAAUCAACAGAUCAAUCGGUCCCAUCCCAUCCCGUUCCGGCGAUAAUAAUAACGGGAAUCCUCCCCCUGUCCGCGGCGGGAAAAAAAGAGCUCCAGCAUCCGAGAGGCUCUUCGGCGGUAAGAAGGGCUCCUUAAUUCGCUACUAUAAGUCUAACCCCCAACAUCAAGAUCAAGAUCAAUAUCAAUAUCAAAAUGCCCUCAAAUCCAGCGAGAGACAUGAUGCCAACCGAGGAUCGAAAAGCGUAUAUACCCACUUAGUUACCUACGCAAAGCCGGCGCAGAAGCCAGCGGGAUCCAGAUCCAAGUCCAAGUCCAAAUCCAAGUCUCGGCUCUCCAAUUUUUCGCUGAAACGCGUUGGACCAUCCCCGAAGGGACCUUUACCACUUCGCUCCCUAACCGCAUUCAAGACAGAUAGACCGACCUGCUUACCCUUCUCAGCCACCACACCUCCCCCAACCAUCCAAACAUCCGCACCCAGCGCCGAAUCCCGCAACACUCGAGACGUUCGUUAG